Messenger RNA from Gloeophyllum trabeum ATCC 11539, 1215 nucleotides. Its product is annotated as phosphotyrosine protein phosphatases II. The record is from RefSeq and is a predicted model, not a curated record. Gene Ontology annotation, biological process: protein dephosphorylation. The transcript has a single exon. Gene Ontology annotation, molecular function: protein tyrosine phosphatase activity. NCBI's taxonomy places the organism in Eukaryota, Fungi, Basidiomycota, Agaricomycetes, Gloeophyllales, Gloeophyllaceae. Bases 1 to 1215 code for a protein of 404 amino acids.
AUGCCUCCUUCUGUCGAAUUACCGAGAUGGCUUCAGGCGGCCCAUUCGCCUGAGCAUCUCACUUCGGUUGUCACGGCCUUGACCAAUCGCGAACGCCUGAGAGCCUCCGCUCGGACCGCUUCCAAGCACAAGUCGCAUUCCUCCAAAGUGCAUCGGGCCUCCUUCGGUGCCUCAUCUUCCCUCCUCACCAAAUCUGCACAUGUCAAUCACUACUCCGUAUCGGUGGGAAACCGUCCGGAAAACAAGACGGGCAAUCGCUACGCUGAUAUUGAGCCCUAUGACCGAACCAGGGUGGUUAUAGAUGAGCAACUGGAGAUGGGUAGCGGGGCGACCAGCAGGAAGGGAAGAUAUUUGAACGCGAACUGGGUUCGUGAGCUGGCGGGUGGGAAGUGGUGGAUCGCGACUCAAGCUCCACUACCGCAUACGGCGCAUGCCUUCCUGUCUGUCAUAUUACAGCCCACUACUCGACCGCCACACGACCUACUGCAUCCUCUCGAGUCCAAUUCCCACCCGGAGACUGAUGAGCGGCCCAGCCGUGUUCGGACUGUCGUCCAACUCACGCAGAACUUCGAAAGUGGGCACCAGAAAGCCCAUGUAUAUUUCCCUCCUCUUCCAGGUCAAUCCUGGGUUAUGUACCCAGAACCUGGGUGUACAGCUCCACCUAUCAAGGUGACUCUGAUAUCCACGAAGACCAUCGAUGAGGCGCAAUCCUUACAGAGCACGGUGUCCAUUAUUCCUGUGGGAGUACCUGCCGAUCAAGAGCCUAUCAUUUUCCAGCAUAUGCUGUUCGGUGCUUGGCCCGAUCACGGGGUACCGGAGGGCGAAGACAAGCUGGCACUGCUACGGUUUACGAAGUGGGUCGAUACCGUGAACAAGGAUUUGAGUCUGCAGCCGAGCCACUCCGGUGUUGACCUCGACCCCGAUCCUCCCAUCAUGGUCAACUGCUCUGCGGGUAUUGGCAGAACGGGAGCCUUCAUUGCUUGCUCAUCCCUCCUGCGCUACUUUGGAUUCCUCGGUGGGCCUGCUCGGGAGUCUAGAGAAUUUCAUCCAGUGAACCCUUCGCCACUGGGACCUCUACCUUCCGACAUCGCCGACGAUAUCGUUGCACAAGAAAUCGAUUCCUUGAGAGAGCAGAGACCGGGAAUGGUCCAACGUCCUGAGCAGAUUCUGCUCGUGUACGAGUUAGUCGAGGGAGCUCUUUCAGGAGUUCAGUGA